Molecule: messenger RNA, 3792 nt
Organism: Arctia plantaginis
Lineage: Eukaryota; Metazoa; Arthropoda; Insecta; Lepidoptera; Erebidae
Source: the annotation of a GenBank genome assembly
AUGGAUAGAAUAACAUUUAGUGUAAAUGGGGAGAAGUGUUCCGUUGGUCCAGAAGUGGACUCAGACACUUCAUUAAAUGAUUACAUCCGGAACAAUUUAAAUAAAAGGGGUACUAAAUACAUGUGCAAGGAAGGCGGAUGUGGAGCCUGUAUUGUAGCUGUCACUGUAGACUAUCCCUAUCGCAGAAUGUUUUCGGUUAAUUCGUGUUUAGUAUCAGUCACAUCUUGUCACAAUUGGGAGGUAACCACGAUAGAGGGGAUUGGAGGCAGGGGUAAGGGAUAUCAUCCAAUACAAAAAACUUUGGCUGAAUACAACGGAACACAGUGUGGGUACUGUUCCCCUGGAUUUGUGAUGAGCAUGUACAGUCUCCUGGAAUCAAAUCAUUACGAUUUAACACAAUACGAAAUUGAAAACGCUUUUGGAAGUAACACCUGCAGAUGUACGGGCUUCAGGCCAAUACUUGAUGCUUUCAAAAGUUUUGCCAAAGAUGCUCCAAAACCUCCUCCAAAGAUUGGAGACAUAGAAGAUUUACGCAUUUGUAAAAAUAAAGAAGAUUGUCAAAAAUGUGAUAAGAGUUGGUGUUUUGUCAACAAAAGUGAUUUAAAUGUUAACGAUACAAAGAAAAUUGAACUCAAAGAUGGUCAUAUAUGGUACAGAUUGAAUACCUUGGAUGAUAUUUUCCAAGUCUUAGAUUUAGAGGGAUAUGAUUCCUACAUGUUAGUGAAUGGAAAUACAGGAAAAGGAGUUGCUCCAAAGUUGGUAUUACCCCGAGUUCUUAUAGAUGUGAGCCCCAUCGCAGAUCUUAAAGGAUAUUACUUCGAUCAGAAUUUAGUAUUCGGGGCUGGAAUGACUCUGACAGAUCUAAUGGAGUUGUUUAAAACCGUUGCAAAAGAACGUGAAGAAUUUCAGUAUUUAGAGAAGCUAUACGAGCAUUUGGAUCUCGUUGCGCAUAUACCUGUGAGAAAUAUCGGCUCUGUCGCUGGCAAUUUGAUGAUGAAGCAUCAACAACCAACCUUUCCUUCUGACGUAUUUCUGCUAUUAGAGACAGUUAUGGCCACUUUAACAAUAGUCUACAAAAGUUCAGUAAUAGAAGUGACUCCGGAACAAUUUUUGUCGUUGGACAUGCGGGGCAGAGUCAUAACACAAGUUAAAGUACCCCCGCUCUCUCACAACUACCAGUUUGUAUCUUUUAAAAUAAUGCCAAGAGCUCAAAAUGCACACGCUCAAGUAAAUGCAGCAUUUCUAUAUGAACUUGAUCCUCACGAUACAGACUUAGUAAGGUCAGCCAGAAUAGUCAUUGGUGGAAUUUCACAUGCGUUCGUUCAUGCUAAAGAAACAGAAAACUAUCUAACUAUGAAGAGAAUAUUUACUAAUGAAGUUCUUCAGCAGUCUUUGAAAAUACUAGAAGGUGAAUUAAAACCAGAAGAAGUGGCCGGUGAAAUGAAACCAAAAUAUCGGAAAAAGUGCGCACUUGGGUUGUUUUAUAAGAGUUUACUUGUUUUAAUACCGAAACAGCGAUUAAAGCCUUUUUAUCGGUCUGGGGCAAGAGAUUUUAGAAAGUCAAGACCAAUAUCCAAAGGCUCACAAGUGUAUGAUACAAAUCCAAUAUUAUGGCCCGUUAAUGAGCCGAUGCCUAAAAUAGAUGCACUAGUACAAUGUGCAGGAGAAGCUUUUUACGUGAAUGAUGUUCCUACUUUGCCAAAUGAGGUCUUUUGUGCUUUUGUAACCUCAGAUAUAUGCACUGGGGAAAUAGUUAACAUUGAUCCUGAACCUGCUUUAAAAAUACCAGGAGUGUUAGCAUUCUUCUCAGCAAAAGAUAUACCUGGAACGAAUUCAUUUCUUUCUCAAAAGGUGAACGGACAGCCUGCACCGGAAGAAAUAUUUGCACUUAAGAACAUUAAGUACUACGACCAAGCCAUUGGUAUAAUAGUAGCUGAAACUGAGAAAUUAGCAAACCGAGCAGCUUUGCUAGUAAAAGUUGAUUAUAAAGUGGAUAAAAAAAAGCCUAUAUUAACUAUAAAUGCUGCCCGUGAGAGGGACCCUAGUCGUGUAACUCUUUUUAUAGCUGUACCAGCAAGAGACCGUGGACAAGAUAUUCAGAGGAUCAUCAAAGGAUGUGACAACAUCUAUUGGCAGUACCAUUACACUAUGGAGACAAUAUCAGCUGUUUCCAAACCUAGUGAACUCGGCCUUGACGUUUUGGCUACUACUCAAUUUCCAGAUUCUGUAAUCGUUGGUUUAUCUGAAGCAUUGAAUAUACCUGAAAAUAGAAUUAACAUUAUCGCGCCUCGAUGUGGAGGCGCGUAUGGUCUAAAGAUAUCACGUACAAGUCAAGUCGCGAUUGCUAGCUCACUGGUCACCUACCUCUUAGACAGGCCUUGUAGAUUUGUUUUGAGUAUUCAAGCCAGUCUUCGAAUAAUGGGCAGGCGAUUCCCUUGUACGAGGGACUUCGAAGUUGCUGUGAAUGACUCAGGGGUGAUACAGUAUUUAGAAUGUCAUGUAUAUGAAGACAAUGGAUACGUGGCAACUGACAACGUCAAUAUUUUUGCUAUCAGCGGCCUCAAGAACUGCUAUAAUAACAGGAGAUGGCAAUUUAAGGUAUUCGAUGUACUAACAGAUACAGCAUCUAAUACCUAUGCGAGGGCACCAGGAAGCUUAGAGGCUAUUGCUAUGACUGAAAACAUGAUGGAACAAAUAUCUUAUGAAAUAGACAGGGAUCCUGUUGAAGUAAGAAUGAACAAUCUUGAUGAGAGUGUGCCUGAAGUAAGAGAGAUGGUGGCACAGCUCCUAAAAGAUGGAGAAUACACAAAACGAAAAGAAGAAGUUAACAACUUUAAUAGACUUAAUCGGUGGAAAAAACGAGGCCUUAGAGUCGCUUUUCUGAAUUGGCCAGCAUCUGCAUUGAUAAACUACAGCGUUCUCAUGACUGUGCAUCAUGGCGAUGGCACGAUAGUGAUCAUGCAUGGAGGUAUAGAAAUCGGUCAAGGUAUUAACACAAAGGUUAUCCAAACCGUUGCCUAUACGCUUAAUAUUAGUAUCGACAAAGUAAAAUGUAAACCUUCUGAUACUGCAACAAGUCCAAAUAAUUUUACAACUGGAGGUAGUAGAACUACCCAAGCAGUAUGUUUUGGUGCUAUUAAGUGCUGUCAAAUACUUUUAGACAGAUUAUCUGCCGUAAGAGAGUCACUCAAUAAUCCUACAUGGGAGGUAUUAAUAGACGAAGCUUUUACGAGAGGAAUUAAUCUACAGACAAGCUAUCACGUGAACAGUAAUGAUCAACAGCCUUAUAGAUCAGGUGGCGCUGCAUUGACUGAAGUAGAAUUAGAUAUUCUUACUGGGGAACACGAAGUUUUAAGGGUCGAUAUUAUAGAAGAUGUUGGUACUAGUAUAAAUCCAGAACUUGAUAUUGGACAGAUUGAAGGCGCUUUCCUGAUGGGACUUGGUUACUGGACCCAUGAGGACUUUAUUUUUGAUGAGCACACCGGAGAGUUGCUCACCGAUCGUACUUGGUAUUACCAUGUACCUUUGUCUAAAGAUAUACCUAUCGAUUUUAGGAUACAAUUAAGAAGGAAUUCUUACAAUCCGCUUGGGACUCUCGGAUCUAAGGCUGUAUCAGAGCCGCCAUGCUGUUUAGCAGUUAGUGUAGCGUUUGCCCUACGCGAAGCUAUUGCAUCGUCUAGAGAAGAUACUGGAUAUCCAAGAAACAAAUGGUUUAACGUGGAUGGGCCAUUUACUUUAGAGGCUAACGUUCUGACAGCAAAUGCGAAAUUAGAAGAGUUUCUUUUCUAUUAA